AUGAAUCCUCCCUCCACGUUGAAUGAAUCCCGACCAUAUCGGUCCCACAAAAUUCCAGCCUGCGAUCGAUGUCGAAAGCGUAAGUUAAGAUGUGAAGCCGACUUAUCAAAUGGUCCAUGUCGUAUUUGUCGGGAGCAAGGUGCCGAUUGUGUUAGGUCGGAAGCCUCCAGAACGAAGAAACACACCACCCUAAACACAAAUAGCAUAGAAGUGCCUUCAGUGCGUUCAUUGAAACGUCCCAGAAUCCUUGAUCCAAGCCCUUCUACUUCGCUAAGACUUGAAAACCGUUUCCCAGGAGAUAGUACCGCGGAGAAAUCUGGUCUUCAAAGUCCCGACUAUAGUCGACAGGAAAGGCCAAGUGUCAACGACAAAUCUUCUAUGAUUAUCGGUCCCAUCAUUGCAGAGGAUGUCCAGUUACUGGAGCAAUAUAUGGAAUCUCAAGCUCGCCCUGACAGAUCUAACAGGGGACGCUUAUAUGACACUGUAUCGGACAAUCCAAAAGACCCAGUGAUUUAUCUCAGCGUUUCUCGACGAAGAGAAGGGCUCUCUUCAAGUGAGCGAGCAGGUGAAAAACAGAAGGAAAUUUUGGAACAAAUCCUAGGGCCAAAUGUCAGAGAAGUUGUUAAUCUUUACUUUCGCCAUAUUCAUCCUAGCUUUCCUAUCAUUGACGAGCAUAAUUUCAACCAAUUAUACUCCAAGGGCGAUAAAAGCUUAUCACCCGCACUUAUUUGUGAUAUAUUAGCUUCAUCUUUGGUAUACUGGAGGCAUUCCCCAAACCUCAAACGAUUUCCGGUUCCAGACCAGCGAUAUUGCUGGAAUCUGGCCGUAGAAUCACUUCAAGGAGAUUUUCUCGCACCAGGUCUCUCGACCCUUUAUGCAGCGCUCCUUGACUUGUCUGGGCGACCUGUUGUCUCGAUUACAGGCAAUACGCUUACUAGUGGAAGAUCUGUUGCUCUCGCUCAUAGUCUAGGGUUAAAUCGUGAUCCUAGCAGAUGGAGAAUAUCCGAUCAUGGAAAGAGUCUACGAACUCGUCUUUGGUGGGGUGUUUUAAUCCAUGAUCGCUGGUCGAGCUUCGCCCAUGGUGUACCUGCGCACAUCCGAAGAAAUGAAUAUGAUGUCCCGCUGCCUACACUCGAGGGACUUCUCACAGAAGGCAAUCACAAAACUUCACGCAUUCGCCCAGCAGAAUGCUUCAUCUUACUCUGCACGCUGACCGAAGUUCUUGGCGAUAUCCUUCCACUCCUGUAUGAUCGCCGAUGCAGACCAAUCACCGAAACCAACAAACUCUUGCGGCAACUCGAAACCAAUCUUGACGAAUGGGAAGAGUCUCUUCCACAAUGGGCGACAAAUGAAUCUAACGCCGAGCAAGUCUCGGGUCUCAGCAGCCUACGGCUCGGAUUUCUCUCGGUCAAAAUGCUACUUUGCCGUAUAGCCUUUCAUAGUACAACGCAUUCUCCCGAGCCAUGUCUAAAAGAAGUCAAAACAUACCACCAAGCAAUGCUACGCGAGUGCGCAAGAGCAAUAACAACCUUCCUCUCUUCUCUAACAGAACAGAAUCUCCACGAAUUCUGGAUGCCAUAUAGCGCAUACCACAUCUGUUCCGCAACCAUCAUCCUCCUUCGCUGCGCCAUCGAUACCACUGAUAUCGAAACCGCCGAGUCGUGCAAAUCUAGUCUAUUCCAAGUAAAGCAAUGGUUAGAUUGGGCACACACUUCUCAUCAUUGGGAUCUCGCUGAAAUAUGUCUCGCGCAAUGCGCAGAACCGAUUGAAAGAUUGAACGUGUCAUCGCGUGCAACGGCAACGAAUGUUCGAGAAAAUAGUACUGAACAGCCGGGCUUGGGAGUGGUAGGUGAAAGUAUAGGGGAUCCCACAAAUGUACCCUUUCUUGCGGAUACCGAGAGCUUGAUGAAUGGACUUGAGUAUCCAUUUGUUGACCUGUGGGAUAUGUUUGAGCAGGAAUAUUGA
Botrytis sinoallii is the source of this 1965-nucleotide messenger RNA. RefSeq lists its product as uncharacterized. The transcript is spliced from 5 exons. Lineage: Eukaryota; Fungi; Ascomycota; Leotiomycetes; Helotiales; Sclerotiniaceae. Gene Ontology annotation, cellular component: nucleus. The record is from RefSeq and is a predicted model, not a curated record. Gene Ontology annotation, molecular function: DNA binding; zinc ion binding; DNA-binding transcription factor activity, RNA polymerase II-specific. The coding region runs from base 1 to 1965 and encodes 654 amino acids. Gene Ontology annotation, biological process: DNA-templated transcription.